AUGUCCAGCACCGACCACCCUAUCACUGUGCGGGUCCGCACCACUCUCUACUUCUGGCACCAGGGAACCGAAGCCGCCGGAGGCGCCAUGACCCAGUUCUGGGAGGGCGUGCUGGUGGACAAGCAGGCGGCAGCGGCGGGCCUGGCGCCCGACCUGGACGACGCGGGCCUCCAGGCCGCCCUGCUCGACUACGUCAUGCGCCACGAACGCAACACCAACCAACUCCUGUACAACGGCGAGUGGGACGGCUCCCUGUACAAGAUCCUCGAAGUCGCCGCCGCGCCACUGCACCCCGACGACGCCGACGCCAAGGGCCUCAAGGUGAGCCAGGGCGAGUGGCGGCCAGCGGUGGAGGGUACCAACGCGACGGCGCUGGCGGCCACGGAGCGGCUGCAGGCCCUGGAGUCGGUGGCCGGCUGGCGCUCGGCCUACCACGGCCGCUUCGACUUCGGCGCCAAGUCGAGCAUCACCGCCGACCUGCACGAGCCGCGCCUCCUCCCCGUCAAUCAGUCCCAGGUCUUCGCCAUAACCAUGGGCAGCGUCGUCGGCAACGCGUACUGA
Messenger RNA from Acanthamoeba castellanii str. Neff, 561 nucleotides. RefSeq lists its product as uncharacterized. The transcript is spliced from 2 exons. The coding region runs from base 1 to 561 and encodes 186 amino acids. The record is from RefSeq and is a predicted model, not a curated record. Lineage: Eukaryota; Discosea; Longamoebia; Acanthamoebidae.